Messenger RNA from Talpa occidentalis (Iberian mole), 3976 nucleotides. It is a transcript of the gene DUSP3, whose product is annotated as dual specificity phosphatase 3. Gene Ontology annotation, cellular component: cytoplasm. Gene Ontology annotation, molecular function: MAP kinase phosphatase activity; protein tyrosine/serine/threonine phosphatase activity. Bases 40 to 597 code for a protein of 185 amino acids. NCBI's taxonomy places the organism in Eukaryota, Metazoa, Chordata, Mammalia, Eulipotyphla, Talpidae. The record is from RefSeq and is a predicted model, not a curated record. Gene Ontology annotation, biological process: protein dephosphorylation; negative regulation of MAPK cascade. The transcript is spliced from 3 exons.
CCCGAGCUGCUGCCCCGCGUGCAGGGCCCGGCCGCCGCCAUGUCGGGCCCGGUCGAGCUCUCCGUGCAGGACCUCAACGACCUGCUGUCCGACGGCAGCGGCUGCUACAGCCUCCCGAGCCAGCCCUGCAACGAGGUCACCCCCAGGAUCUACGUGGGCAACGCGUCUGUGGCUCAAGACAUCCCCAAGCUACAGAAGCUGGGCAUCACCCACGUUCUGAACGCUGCUGAGGGCAGGUCCUUCAUGCACGUCAAUACCAACGCCAGCUUCUACAAGGACUCUGGCAUCACCUACCUGGGCAUCAAGGCCAAUGACACACAGGAAUUCAACCUCAGCGCCUUUUUUGAAAAGGCUGCAGACUUCAUUGACCAGGCUUUGGCUCAAAAGAAUGGCCGAGUGCUUGUCCACUGCCGUGAAGGGUACAGCCGCUCACCGACUCUAGUCAUCGCGUACCUCAUGAUGCGCCAGAAGAUGGACGUCAAGUCUGCCCUGAGCAUCGUGAGGCAGAACCGCGAGAUCGGUCCCAAUGAUGGUUUCCUGGCCCAGCUCUGCCAGCUCAAUGACAGACUAGUCAAAGAGGGGAAAUUGAAACUCUAGGGUGCCCCUACCACUGCCUCCUCUCUGGAGGUCUGAUGGGGGAGUCCCCGGUCGAGGAGUCCCGUGUCGCCAUGUUUAGGAAACACUUACCCUGUUCCCAGCAUCACCAGGCACUUGCCACAGUCUGUCCCCCCACGGCCCUGGGCCACUUCCCCCCGGGGGCAUAUAAAGGAGCUUGUAAGAGGGCAUUCUCGCUCCUCCGUGUGUCCGGGGCCUACGAUUUAUGACGUCCUCUCCCUGAGGUGGAGGCACAGAGGGUGAUUGCCUGUGACCUGCAUGCUUCUUGAUGGCCCAGGGCAGGAGGUCUGUGGAUGUGUAAGGCCCAAGACACCUACAGGGGCCCUCAGGACCUCCCCACCCCCACUUCCCACCCCUCGCUCCUGGGUCUUCCCCUGAGUGGGGACCACAGCACCUAGAACCCUGUAAAGGAACUAUGCAAACGCGGCCCUCUCUCCCCCAGCCCGCCCCAGUCUCCUCACAGCCAUCUACACCCGUGCAUAGGCAGAGGCGUGUCAGGAGGUCUGAAGCUGGUGUGAGGGCAGCCGUCAGUUGUUGGUGGAAAUUUCCAUGAAGAGACUGAAUUUUAAUUAUUUCUUUAGGGUGAAAGAUACCUAAACAAAGGGACCCUGCAGUGGGCAAACAAACCCUCCUGCAGGGUUCUUGUAAAUCAAAAGUUUUUAAAAUGUGAGCCUUUGGGAGGCUUGAGUUCCGAAUCCACUGGAACAUUUCCCCUGGCUGCUCUCAGUCACCGUUUGUUAGAAGAGCGGUGCCUUGGGCAUGGUUUUUUCUUUUUUAGAAAACAGGGUGUUGAAGUCCAGCCUAUUUAAAAACCCCACCAUUUGGAGAAUUACAAGGGUUUUGUCCUGAAUUAUAGUGUUGGUGAGCCCCAGCCACUCGUGCUAACUGCUUUUUGUCUCCGUUGCUAUUCCAAGAACAGAAAGCGGAAGUUGGCCAAUUACAGCGUGUGGGGGGUAGGGGUGGUAGUGGAGGGGGUGUCUCUCAGAAACACAGCCAGAGGACAAGUAGGGAGAUGAGCGCUCCCAGGCUAACACCCUCCCCAUGCACAGGUAGUUCUUCUAGCUCUGGUGCCAGAAAAGAUCUGGGAGCCUUGGGAGCAAAAAUGUCUCAGCCAAGCAGAAGUGAAAUAUGGCGGAGCCUCCAAGGGGGCCCUUACUGGUAGUGCAAACAAAUGGAAAGAAAUCACCUUUUUAAGGCCUUCUUUCGGAUGAUGUCGGAACACACUAGCACUCACACUCACUUGUGUGCACGUGUGUCAGAAUAUAGAAGUUUGGUUUUGAACACAUCUGGUUGGGACUCUUCACGUUGUCUUCAGGAAAGCCAUGAGGAGCUCCCACCUUCAGGCUCCCUGAUGGUGCAGAGGUGGCCCUCAGCCGCGCCCCCAGUGCCCAGCACAUUGGUGUCUGACAAAAGUGUGUUUAAACUUUUUUGAGCACCAAAUAUAUGUAGGGUGUUGUUCUGGUGGGCAUAGCACUUUCCUAGGAGCCUAACUUCCUGGUAGGAUCACAUAUAAGGAUUUGCAAAGGAGUCUUAUCUGAAGCGAAAUAUCAGGGACUUUUGUUGAAUAUUUAAAAUUCAGUUUUAAAUUUAAAUUCAGGCAGUGUUAAUAUGCCCAGGUGGGGAAUGUGCCUUUUUCAGAGUUGACCAGGAGCUUCCGGCUAGGGUGAGGAGAAGCAGGCGUACCCGGGCCUCACAGGUGCAUGAUCUCUGGCCACUGUGGGUCCCCUUUCCGCUGUGACCGCAGCCACACUAAGUAAACUAGGACCUGUUUUCUAGGCCAGAGAGACCCACCUAAGUGAAAUGGUCAUCCUCUAAGUACCUCACAGUUUCCCUGUAACUCUCCCCACUUAAUCUAAUUUGACCCUCAUAGUAACCUUAUACAUUUGGUAGAGUUUAUUCAUAUAUUGUUACCUUUUGAAAAAAGGAAUCAGGGUUCAUGCUUACAGAGCUCUGAAGGCAGAGCUGAGGCAAAGUUUCAGCUUUACUGCUCUUUAAGGCUGAAUUCUUCCUCAUACCACACUCUGGGAGUAUCAGGCCCUUGCCCUAGCCCUUGUGCGCAAGGCCAGUCAGCUUUGUGGACAUGAUUCAGGCUGAGGUGCUGGGGGCCUCGGGAUUAGAAUGGAUAGAGUUAGCACAAACCCAGCCCCGCUCCUGGAAAAGGAAGCACAAAAUGUGGGUCCCCACUUGGGUUAGAAUAUGUGGAUUUUCUUCCAAGACAUAUGCGACAUCCACAAGUCAGAGCAUCUGCUCUACUUCUGGAAGAGGCUGAGGGGCUAGACCUGGGGGUUCCUUCCCAGGCCUAGGCAGCAGUCAACCCACAGGACAGCCACAGCGACAGGUGAGCAUGUCAGGUUGGUGUGGCUAGCUAACCAGGGUGCCUCAAGAUCCUGGUGUGAGGGCAUGAGGGAGACAAGGCCAUAGGGAAGCCCCCUUACUUUGGGGCUACUUAUAUGCUGAUACCCUGGCACUUCUCUGUAGUCUUUAGUCCCAGAAGCCCCAUAUUUACUUAAGAUUUAGCUCCUCAUUCUUUGAAUAAAAUAAUAUGUAGAAGCCAACACAUGCCCAGCUGUGUGGGGAAGCUGUUCCUUGGCAACUUCCUCCCCCUGGGAAGUGGUGGAGCAGGAACUCAGGGUGCCCUUUCCCCUCCCCUUACCUGAUCAUUUGUUUGACUAGCAGAGCCCAUCUAGACAAAAGGAGAGCACCAGACAGUUGCAUGAAUUCUAAAGCAGUUCACAUUCCACAGGCUGGUUUGUUUCCCUGCCACUCUGAGUUAUCUGGAGAGCAGACAUCAUCAUUCAUCAAGCAGGGAGACUCAUCUAGAGGGCCCCUUGGGUUCCUUUCGGCUCUAACACUGUCGAUUUCUCUAAGAAUUCCCACUUGGAAUUUAACUCCACUUGAAAAAGAUGGGUUAUGUAAUAACAUGGUGACCAGCAGGUGGCGUUGUCUUCCAUCUGUGGUGAGGAUUCAAAAUGUUGGUGCCUCUUGAGUCACAAGUUAAUGUUAAGAUAACAAAGUUUUCAUCAAAAUAAGCACUGAUUUAAUGAGAAUAUGAACUUUUCUCACAGAAAAUUUCCUUUGUUAUAAAACCAGUGUAAAAUAUCACUAAAGAGCCAACGAUGAUGGUCCUUCCUAGUCAAGAUUUUAUCCUGACUGUAAAUGGCGAUCACCUCCAGUUGAGAGACCCAGUUGGUGGAAGCUUUAAUUACCUCCUGUCAGCUUCUAGGGUAAUUUGAUUGUGAAAGUGUGAAUUUUCUGGACAGAAAAGGGAAGCUAUCCAUUGGUUAAAAAAUAAAGUUUAACGUCUGCUGUGUCACAAAUCAGUGUUAAAACUAAAAGGGUAACCAAAAUAAAGUCUUACAUU